Molecule: messenger RNA, 2786 nt
Organism: Scomber japonicus (chub mackerel)
Lineage: Eukaryota; Metazoa; Chordata; Actinopteri; Scombriformes; Scombridae
Gene: ulk3
Product: unc-51 like kinase 3
Exons: 17
Coding region: 230-1639 (469 amino acids)
Biological process (GO): autophagosome organization; autophagy; peptidyl-serine phosphorylation
Cellular component (GO): cytoplasm; autophagosome
Molecular function (GO): protein serine/threonine kinase activity; ATP binding
Source: RefSeq, a predicted model, not a curated record
UGAGAGUAGAAGAAGAAUAUGAUGCAGUGAGGCGUACGAGCAAUACCAAAGUAACUAUUAAACAUUGACGUCAUUCAUGUGAAGAGUGGAUUUGUUAGCCGUCAGCUGGACCUGACCUCUAACCUCACUGUGGGAAGCUGAAGAUCAGGCCAUUUACUUUAAAUGAAUUGCAUAUUGUUGAUACAUUGAAGCCCAGACCUGCUUGGGAAACGUUGAUGCUGUUGUCAGCAUGGCUUCGUCCUCCAGCUUUGCCCCUCCAAAACUGGCUGACUUCAUCCUCACAGAGCGGCUGGGCAGUGGCACCUACGCUACAGUUUACAAAGCCUACAGGAAGGGAGACAGUAGAGAAGUGGUGGCGGUGAAAGUGGUUGCAAAGAAGACCCUAAAUAAGGCCUCUACAGAGAACCUGCUCACAGAGAUUGAAAUCCUCAAGACUGUGCGUCACCCUCAUAUAGUCCAGCUCAAAGACUUUCUGUGGGAUGCUGAAAACAUUUAUCUGAUCUUGGAAUGGUGUUCUGGAGGAGAUCUUUCCCGCUUCAUCCGGAGUCGCAGGAUCUUACCUGAGAGAGUGGCUCACCGUUUCCUGCAGCAGAUAACCUGCGCCCUCCAGUUUCUUCAUGAGCGAAACAUUUCACACCUGGACUUGAAACCACAGAAUAUCCUGCUCAGCGGUUCUGUCCUCAAACUGGCAGAUUUUGGCUUUGCCCAGUACAUGUCACCAUGGGAUGAGCAGUGUGUCCUGAGAGGCUCUCCUCUCUACAUGGCUCCUGAGAUGGUCUGCAGGCGGCAGUACGACUCCAGGGUGGAUCUCUGGUCAGUAGGAGUCAUUCUCUAUGAGGCUCUGUUUGGGCGGGCACCGUUCGCAUCAAGGUCAUACGCUGAAUUAGAGGAUAAGAUCCGGAGUAGCCAACGUAUCGAGCUCCCUCCAGGGGCCAGGGUAUCCAAGGACUGCAGGGACCUUCUGUUGCGGCUGCUGGAGAGAAAUCCAGAUGCCCGGAUCACCUUUGCAGAGUUUUUCACCCACCCCUUUGUGGAUUUGGAGCACAUGCCAAGUGCAGAGAGCCUUGGGAAAGCGAAAGCGCUGGUCAUGCAGGCUGUUCAGAAGGACCAGAACGGGGAGAGAACCGCUGCCCUGUCUUUUUACUGCAGCGCCCUUGAGCACUUUGUUCCUGCUAUUCACUACGAGACAGACCGACAACGUAAAGAUGCCCUCAGGCAGAAGGUCAGCCAGUAUGUGUCCAGAGCGGAGGAACUCAAAGCCCUGGUGGCCUCAGACAACAGACUGAGCUUUGAGGAGGCCCGAACCUCCAGGGAUAUCCUCCGAGAAAUGUCUCGGGACCAACCGCGGCUGCUGACUGCUCUGAAUAUAGCCUCUACCGCCAUUGCUAAGGAGGAGAGCGGAGUGGAUGAUCAUGAGGCUCUGGAUGUGUACCAGCAGUGCUUAGGAGAACUCCUGUUGGUGCUUGCAGCUGAGCCCCAGGGCCGCAGGAGAGAGCUGCUCCACGGCGAGAUUAAAAGCCUCAUGACCAGGGCUGAGUACCUCAAAAAGCACAUCAAGAUGCAGGAGACUCAGAGGGAUGUAUCUCUGGAUCGAGAACCUCUUGGAGACUCCGUAAGAAGCUCCUGCUGUUUGCAGUAAGCUCGACAGGUACCAUGGCAACCAGCUAGGGUGCCCCACAGAGCAUGUCUGUUUGUACACAGAGCCAAACCUCCACCUGACCAGGUUUCUGCCUGGGCCAAAUCAAACCUGCAUCACACCUCACCCUAACCAACUACACACACUGUCCGGGUGGGAAACUACAGUCGCCUGCCAAAUGUGGCCAAUGUUUUGGUUGUUGCUGGAAAGUUUUUUUUUCUAUCAGUUGAUUUGGCAGGUAGACAAUUUGUGUUUAUUAGGAUUGAAGGGGGAAAAAUAUAGGAAAAUACUGAAAGUUGCUCUUGAAAAUUUUGUAUUUGCACACCAGCGAAUGUGAAAGUGAGUUCCCUGCUCUUUACACUGUGUUGUUGCACUGCUUAGCCUCAAAUCCCUCCUCCUGACACGCCAUUCAUAUGUAAAUGCUGGACAGCUUGUAUGACAAUACCACACUGUCAUGGUAAACGAGUUAAAGCGAGACUUUUACAUUUUGUUUUCAGCCCACGACAUUCAGCAAGUAUUUGCAGCACACCCAAAAACUGUGAAAACAUGAAAAUAGACUAAAAUUGGACCUGUGACGUGAAUAUGUGUCCCAACAGUUUUCAACUGUAGUAUUAAAUGUAUUAUAUUGAGGCUUCUGCAAACAUGCAGAUACUCCCUCAUCCCUCCUUCCCCACUGCCUUUACUGUGGGUCAACCACAGGCUCACCAUGCUCUCUCCACUGAUGGAGCCCUCUCCACCACUAUGAGGGGAAAACUGGAGAGGUGCGGCCUCUGCCUUAUUUACACUAGACUUGCAUUUUCUUAGGUUUGGCACUGGCCGAGUAUUUGAGGGAUAUAGUGAGUUGUAGCGCUCAAGCAAAGCCUUCAUAACUAGGCCUCUGUGAAACGGUAAAAAGCUUAACAGCCAGUGGCAGGCUGAUAAUCCUCGCUGUUGUAGGUCUUCACUGACUGUUUUGAUUUCAAACAGGUAAAGUGCUUGAAUAUUCCAAAAGCUUUAACUAUAAGGCAACUGAAGAAAAUACCUGGAAUAGGAGACAAGGGAGUAAAGUAUAAGUAUGUCUGCUGGCAAGAGUUCCACACUGCUGUGUUGUUUUAUUUUAUAUUGGAAUGUUUAUACAGCUGUGAUUUUAUAAUGUACUGUAUUUAUUGAA